AUGAAUGCACAGGAUCCCAACAGUGAUCAACACCUGAACAGCUUCAGUGUCAGCCCCCUGAGCAAACCCAGCGCUCCCCUGGGGACCUUCAGAAAGGUGGGGCUCCCCCUCAUUGCAGCCCUGCUGAGCCUGGCCAUCCUCAUCAUCAUGGCAGUCCUUGUCAAGGGGCUCCUGGACAAACACUACUUCUUCUGCGGGAAGCCGCUUUGCUUCAUCCCCAGGGGGCAGCUGUGUCAUGGCCGGAAGGACUGCACCUCAGGCGAGGACGAGCUGCCCUGUGUCAAGAGCUUCCCAGAUGGGCCUCCAGUGGCAGUCGGCCUCUCCAGGGACCGGUCCACGCUGCAGGUGCUGGACCCAGCCGCCAGGAAGUGGGCCUCGGCCUGUUUCGACAACUUCACAGAAGCUAUGGCCAAGACAGCCUGCGGGCAGAUGGGCUACGACAGCAAACCAACCUUCAGCGCCGUGGAGACUGGCCCAGACCAGGACCUGGAUGUUGUUGAAAUCAUAGAGAACAGCCAGGAGCUUCAGGUGCGGGACCCAAGGGGACCCUGUCUCUCAGGCUCCCUGACUUCUCUGCAGUGCCUCGCCUGCGGGCAGAGCCGGAAGGCCCCUCGGGUGGUGGGCGGGGAGAAGGCCUCUGUGGAGUCUUGGCCCUGGCAGGUCAGCCUCCACUACAACACUCAGCACAUCAGCGGAGGGGGCAUCUUGGACGCCCGCUGGAUCCUCACGGCAGCCCACUGCUUCAGGAAGUAUCGCGAUGUGCCCAGCUGGAAGGUGAUGGCCGGCUCAGACAAACUGGGCAACUUCCCACCUCUGCCUGUGACCGCGAUCUUCAUUGCUGAGCCCAAGGCCACGUACCCCGAGGAGAAUGACAUUGCCCUCGUGAAGCUGCAGUUACCGCUCACAUUCUCCAGCACGGUCAGGCCCAUUUGCCUGCCCUUCUCUGAUGAGGUGCUCGCGCCAGCCACCCCACUCUGGGUCACUGGAUGGGGCUUUACAGAGCAGAAUGGAGGGAAGAUGUCUGACACACUGCAGCAGGUGUCAGUCCAGGUCACUGAGAGCUCUCGGUGCAAUGCAGAGGACACGUACCAGGGGGAAGUUACCGAGAAGAUGCUGUGUGCAGGCAUUCUGGAAGGCAGCGUGGACGCCUGCCAGGGGGACUGCGGUGGACCCCUGAUGUAUAACGCUGAGCAGUGGCAGGUGGUGGGCCUCGUGAGCUGGGGCCAUGGCUGUGGGGCCCCGAAUAACCCGGGGGUAUAUACCAAGGUCACAGCCUAUCUCAACUGGAUCUACAGUGUCCGGAAGUCGAACCCGUGAGGAUGCUGCCCCUGUGCAGCGCUGGGAACUGCUUCUGCACUGCCCUGCCACCUGGGCAUCCAGAAGCCAGACCCCCUGGCACACCUCUCUGCCCACAGCCUCAGCAUUUCUUCGUGGGCAAAGAGCCUCCCUUCCUUUAAGAGGCCCCACAGGCACCCGGGGGGAAGUCAGCAGCCCCACUUCAGCCACCCUGGUGCUCCCAGCAUCCUAAAGAGAGAGAAACACAGCCCACUGAACCAGGCUCGGGCUUCGCAAUGCGCACUGAGACUUUCUUACUCUACUGAGCAGAAGUAGAUUCUCUGGUGAGAGGCCCGAUCACCAAGCACUGGAGUGGAGGUAGGAAAGGGGUGCUUCAGCCCUCUCCCUCACCCAUCCCAAGCCCACCCGAGCAAGCAACCAGCUGUAAGGUAAAAUGCACUGUCCUGCUGUUGACAAAACUAUUGUUACUUACUGUGAUUGUUAUUGUUCCCUUACGACCACUGUUAUUAAACAGGUGCACAAGGUCUUUGACAUAAGUUAACUGGGCCGCUCAGUAAGAACUGAGCUAGGGCUAUUGACCUACAACCUUGAUUCUUCAGCCUGGGUAGGAAAAGGUCCUGGGGAGACAACUGAUCCUCAAAGUACAGGGAAAGGGGAGACCAGAAACCAGGAGCUGCUGAGUAGGGGCAACAGUGCCUGCAGACUGGGGAAGCCAGAGAGCCCAAGUCCCCUCCCCACACAGGGCCCUCUCCUGCCUUCCUCCCCUGUGUCCUGUCUGCGAGGCCAGCCAUGGGCU
Manis javanica (Malayan pangolin) is the source of this 2092-nucleotide messenger RNA. The record is from RefSeq and is a predicted model, not a curated record. Lineage: Eukaryota; Metazoa; Chordata; Mammalia; Pholidota; Manidae.